AUGGGUAAAUUUGACGAUGAAAUGUGGGAUUUGAACCCCAAUUCAAUCGGUCUUCCGUCUCUUCAUAGACCAAGAUCGAGUAAGAACAACACAAUGAAUGGUCUGAUGAUGAAUUUAUUUAACGCUGAAAGCACUGGGGUCAAAAAGAGACCAAAAACUAUACACGUUUAUGGAAUGGAUAACAAGAAAGUGGAAAAUGACUUUCUUGAUCUACUUUCUAGGAGUAAAGCUGAUUCGAAGCCAGCUAGAGGUCCAUUACAAGAGAAGGAUUUGAAUACAUCAAGACCAGAAAGUGCAAAAACUAUCGAUUUGUUAGAUAUGGGGGUGUUAUUGUCAUCACGAUCUCAGAAGACAGUUCCCAUAGAAGAUGGUAUAAAUUUGUUGCAAAGUGACCAUAAUUAUCCAAACGAGAUGGCGGGGCUGGUUCCUCAUACAUCGAAUGGAUACGAAAUGGAAGAACUUCAGAGUCAGAUAUCAACGGUUACACUAGAAAAUGAAGAUUUAUUUACAAAGAGAUCUGUGACUUUACCGCAUAUGAGAUCAGUAUCCGAUAAAGGAUGUACAAGGUUGACCAAGUCGGCGGGAACAGAUGAAAUUGAUGAUGAGUCUGUUGCUGAUAGUGAGGAUGAGCCUGAAUUACUCUCUACCUCACUGUCUUCUCAAUCAAGAAAAGGAUCAAGGAGUUCUACUGUCAACAUUUUUGAGCAAAAUCGUACAUUUGAUACUAGCGUAUUGGCUGAUCAAGAAAAGAUCGUUUAUGAUGACACUUUGAUUGAGGAAAAUAACUUAGAUUCUCAACUCACGAAUGUCAAUAUUCAAGCUGAAGACUUUGUGAAAGAUGACUCUGAAGUAUUCAGCGUAGAGCAUGAAUCAAUUGAGCAACCUGAUGACUGUGAUAUGGAAUAUUCAGAGGAAUCAACAAGAGAUAUCCAACCUCAAUUAAUUUUUCAAAUUUCCACUUCGUCUUAUCAGGAUCUGCACAAUUCCAAUAAUAUAAGUAGCCAUCAUUCACAACAAAACAAAGGUUCUGAUAAAAUAAUUGGUAAUGUCCCACAUGAUAUAUCUACCAAUGUAAACCCUGGAGGUGUUGAUGAGUCUACUAGUGCCAAAGCUAAACACACCCCGGAAAUGGCUGAUGCGACACCUAAUUCUUCGGGGCCGGUAUUACCACCACCAUAUCCUUCGAGCAGAGAAAGAAAGCGAAAAAACAGCUUGGCUGAUAUAUGUUCGAAGACUAAUAGAGCUAGAUUGCCGCCACGAGUGGGUCUUUCAAAGAAGAUGAAAGUCGAUUCACUACACGAUUACUUAAAAAAAUAG
Messenger RNA from Debaryomyces fabryi, 1317 nucleotides. RefSeq lists its product as uncharacterized. NCBI's taxonomy places the organism in Eukaryota, Fungi, Ascomycota, Pichiomycetes, Serinales, Debaryomycetaceae. The record is from RefSeq and is a predicted model, not a curated record. The coding region runs from base 1 to 1317 and encodes 438 amino acids. The transcript has a single exon.